Molecule: messenger RNA, 1122 nt
Organism: Mesorhabditis belari
Lineage: Eukaryota; Metazoa; Nematoda; Chromadorea; Rhabditida; Rhabditidae
Source: the annotation of a GenBank genome assembly
AUGGCUGAAAUCCUUUCAACGGUGAUUCUAAUCGAAGUCGCCAUCGUUUCAUCGUGCGGAAAAGAAAUAAUUGUGAUACAAAGAGAGACAAUUGUACACCACAAAGCACGGAUGAAUGAUAUGAGCGCUUCAACAGAGAAAUCGGAGCGAGAUCGAGAGAGCUCGCCAGAGAGUGAUACGGUGGACAUCGAGUUGAUGGAGAAUCUUCAAUGCAAAUGGGGAGCGUGUGUUCAAAGUGUGUUCAAAACAGAAGAGAUGCUAAUAGCGCAUGUUAAAAAAGUUCAUGUUGGCCCGUUGGUUAAAUCUAAACCGGCUAGUUACAAUUGUGAGUGGAGGAAUUGUCUUGGAAAGCUGCGGUCCUUCCGAGUUCCCUACAAGUUGAGUAGCGCCGUGGGGCUCAACUCGCACUUAAACUUUCACGCCGGCAAAAACCCAUAUAAGUGUAAAGAAUGUGAUCAGUGGUUCAGGAGUACUAAUAAUCGAGCUAAACACGUGAAGGGAAAACACAGAAAGGCGGGGCGCUUGUGCGGAUAUCAAGGAUGCAAGGAGACUUAUGCCGAUACGUCAGCUGUUCGGAAACACGUAAAACAGGUGCAUGGUGCUAAGGCGUGGGAAACGCGGAAAUUAAAGAAAGAGUUAAAGGAGACUGGUGGACGAUGGCAGAAAAAGAUCGAGAACAAGAAGAAGGAUUGUGGCUCAGAAGAUCGAGAAAGCAGCCACGGCCCUGACUCUGGAGGACAUUUACCGGAAAAUCCGGGCCGGGUGGAGACGGUUGGAAUGUACGAUCCAAACCAUGAGCCUAAUCGAGAAGGGGAGACGAAUGUGGCAAAUGGAAAUGAGAGGCCGAUCAAUGGGCCUGGGUUCACCGGAUAUCUCACUGCUGAUGUCGUAAACGAAGAAACCGUAGAACUAGGCGCGAUUGAGAUGGGACUCUCUGAAGCGAGACGUGAAGAUAUCUACAGAAAUGCAAACUUUGUGCCGUUUCAUGAACAAACUGGUCACAUACCAGACCCAUUAUGGGGAGCGAUUCUGCCCCACGACGAACGUUUUAUGCGCCUUGCCAUGGCCUGCCAGGAAGCCAAAUACCGGCACACUCGAGCUCACAAGAAGUUCAUCCUCAAG